Messenger RNA from Acomys russatus (golden spiny mouse), 252 nucleotides. RefSeq names its product beta-defensin 19-like. Gene Ontology annotation, biological process: defense response to Gram-positive bacterium; antifungal innate immune response; defense response to Gram-negative bacterium. Lineage: Eukaryota; Metazoa; Chordata; Mammalia; Rodentia; Muridae. The coding region runs from base 1 to 252 and encodes 83 amino acids. The record is from RefSeq and is a predicted model, not a curated record. The transcript has 2 exons. Gene Ontology annotation, molecular function: lipopolysaccharide binding.
AUGAAGCUGUUUCUUCUGCUUCUUGCUGUGUUUGUGGCAACAGAACUGGUGAUGUCAGGCAAAAAUCCUAUCCUUCAGUGCAUGGGGAACAGAGGAUUCUGUAGAUCUUCCUGCAAGAAGGAGGAACAACCCUAUUUCUACUGCAGAAAUUAUCUGACCUGCUGCCUCGAGCCCUACGUGAGGAUCAGCCUUAGUGGCAUAGAUGAAGACACUAAAUGGUCUUAUGAGAAACACUGGCCAAAAAUACCGUGA